Messenger RNA from Microplitis mediator, 3602 nucleotides. It is a transcript of the gene rb, whose product is annotated as AP-3 complex subunit beta-2. Gene Ontology annotation, biological process: vesicle-mediated transport; intracellular protein transport. The transcript has 9 exons. Lineage: Eukaryota; Metazoa; Arthropoda; Insecta; Hymenoptera; Braconidae. The record is from RefSeq and is a predicted model, not a curated record. Bases 227 to 3391 code for a protein of 1054 amino acids. Gene Ontology annotation, cellular component: AP-3 adaptor complex; membrane coat.
CGACUUGGCCACGAGAACGGGUUCUGGGAGAGAAACUCCUGCCGGUGCUGCUGCGAGUUUUACUGGGACUACUCCGACAAUAUGGAGGCUCAGGUUUUACUGUAAUCUGUCAAAAGUCUUGUACUUUGACAAGUAGUUGAUCAUCUGUUCCAAUUUUUUAUAUUAAAUAUUUAUAAAUUAUAACUUUUAUUACAUAAUUAAAAGAAUAAAUAAAUAAAUAUUCAAAAUGUUAACCGCCGCGGCAAGUACUCUGUCAAAUAAUUCUGGCGGUUCGUACAGCAACGAUCGGCCUUUAGGAGCAAGUGGAGAUACUGAGCUGGGUACUGAUCCGGCUUCUGGAGGAUUUUUUCACUCAGACUACAAAAAGCAUGAAGACUUGAAACAAAUGUUGGACAGCAAUAAAGAUGGACUCAAGUUGGAAGCUAUGAAACGUAUCAUCGGAAUGGUCGCCAAAGGCAGAGAUGCGUCAGAUUUAUUUCCAGCGGUUGUAAAAAACGUCGUGUCGAAAAAUAUCGAAGUUAAAAAACUAGUGUACGUUUACUUGGUGCGUUAUGCCGAAGAUCAGCAAGAUCUUGCUCUCUUGUCGAUAUCAACAUUUCAGAGAGCACUGAAGGAUCCAAAUCAGCUGAUAAGAGCCAGCGCACUGAGAGUUCUCUCUUCUAUACGAGUCCCCAUGAUUGUUCCGAUCGUUAUGCUCGCGAUAAAAGAUUCUGCGAGUGACAUGUCGCCGUAUGUGAGAAAAACAGCAGCUCAUGCGAUCCCGAAAUUGUAUUCUCUGGAUCCAGAGCAGAAGGAUGAGCUGAUAAGUGUUUUAGAAAAAUUGUUGUCCGACAAAACUACUCUGGUUGUUGGUUCUGCUGUUAUGGCCUUUGAAGAAGUCUGUCCAGAAAGAAUAGAUCUUAUUCAUAAAAAUUAUCGUAAGCUUUGUAAUUUACUGGUUGAUGUUGAUGAGUGGGGGCAAGUUGUUAUUGUAAAUAUGUUGACACGUUAUGCUAGAACACAGUUUAUUAAUCCAAAUAUCGACGAUGUUGAGGAAGAUGAGAACCGGCCGUUUUAUGAUUCAGACUCGGACUCAUCAAACGUCAAAAAAACAAAAUUUUCAUUGGACGCAGAUCAUCGUUUAUUGCUAAGAAAUACAAAGCCAUUGUUACAAAGUCGUAAUGCGUCUGUUGUAAUGGCGGUUGCUCAAUUAUAUCACCAUGUGGCACCAAGAAGUGAAGUUAUGAUUGCCGCUAAGGCUUUAAUAAGACUUUUGAGAAGCCAUCGAGAAGUGCAGAGCAUUGUUCUUCACUGUAUUGCCAGUAUCUCUAUUGCAAGAAAGGGAAUGUUUGAACCAUUUCUCAAGUCGUUUUUCGUCAGGACAUCAGAUCCAACGCAUAUUAAAUUACUGAAGUUAGAUAUCCUGACAAAUUUGGCGACGGAAACAAGUAUAAGUGUUAUACUCAGAGAGUUCCAGACUUAUAUUUCAAGUAGUGACAAAGAAUUCGUGGGUGCUAGUAUCCAAGCCAUCGGAAGGUGUGCGAGCAACAUCAAAGAAGUUACUGACACAUGUUUGAAUGGAUUAGUUUCUUUACUAAGCAAUCGCGACGAAGUCGUCGUGGCUGAGAGUGUCGUCGUUAUAAAAAAACUUUUGCAAACGCAACCGAACGAACACAAAGAAAUAAUAGCACACAUGGCUAAACUGAUGGACUUCAUAACAGUACCGCAAGCAAGAGCAUCAAUACUUUGGCUUCUAGGUGAAUACUCUGACCGGGUGCCAAAGAUUGCUCCAGAUGUCCUCCGUAAAAUGGCUAAAAGUUUUAUCAAUGAGAAAGAUAUUGUCAAGUUACAAAUAUUAAAUUUAGCUGUCAAGUUGUGUCUUAAUAAUCCGGAUCAGACAAAAUUAUUUUGUCAAUACGUAUUCCAACUUGCGAAGUACGAUCAGAACUAUGACAUAAGAGACCGGGCACGUUUUUUACGUUACUUUAUAUUUGAUGAUGACAAUAAUGGAGAUAAAAAAUUAGCCAAGUGCGCUAAGAAAAUAUUUUUCGCUCCUAAACCCGCGCCGACACUCAUGUCAAGAUUCAAAAGCUCACAAGGUUAUCAACUGGGCACCUUGUCACACUAUCUUGACAUGCCUUGCGCUGGAUACAGACCACUGCCAGAUUUCCCGGAAGUCGCACCAGAUCCAUCAGUCAGAGACGUCGCGGAGCCGAUAAUUACCCAUCAGCCGCGAGAGAAGAGACACAGCAGGAAGGAUAAAAAAAUAAAAGAAAAAUCAUUUUACAGCGAGGAUGAAAGUUCACCUGAUGACGGAGAGUCGGAAGACGAUUCCUCAGAGACUUCAUCGAGUGAAUCGACUGACUCAGAUGACAGUUCAGAAUCCGAUUACUCAUCAGAGUCAAAUAAAUCACAAGAGCCUAUCAAAAAAAUUGUUAAUAAUUCGCAGUCUGAAACGUCCGACAGUGGUUCUAAUUCAGACGACUCUGCGUCUGAUGACAACAGCGAAUCAUCAAGUGAAGUUGAAGUUAAAAAUACAGAUAACAAAAUUUAUAAUAAGAAAGACAAAGUAACUGAGGCUAAACCCAAAAGUAGUCUUGAUUUGUUGCUUGAUUUAGAUGACGUAAUACCGAUGACUCCAGUGAUGACUCCGAGCUUAGGAGGUUUUUUGACUCCAAUAAAUCCGGCGACUUCUAUUAAUGGUAUUACACAAGUAUCAGCAUUUUUUACUCCUACCCGGAGAUCAGAACUUGUCAAUAAAAUAACAGGACGUGGACUGAAAAUAGAGUCAAGAUUUACACGUUGUCAGCAUUUAGUUAAUCCGGUGAUGGUCAGUGUGGAGCUGACGUUCAUAAAUGAAACCAGUGAAUCAAUAACAAAUAUCAGAGUUGGUAAUAAAAAUUUAUCAUCUGGGAUGCUGAUACACGACUUUGCACCCAUAUCCGUUUUGCAAUCGAACAUGACACUGUCAUCGAUCAUUGGAAUUAAUUAUAAUGAUUCAACACAACCCGCAAAUUUUAAUAUCGAGUACACGAUAGCUGAUGAAACUCACGCGCCUCUGGUUCAAUUGAAAGCUCCUAUUGGAGAAAUAAUACGUGCUGUACAACUUUCGGAUGACAUGUUCAAUGUCGAGAAGGAUAAACUCAAGGGUAUGAAUGAGCACAGCACGAAAAUAAAUUUUUCUGUUAAUAAAAAAGAUUUGACACAGAAAAUUAUUGAGGCUGGUAAUUUUGCUAUUAUUUCAAAUGAAAAUAAUACCACGCGGUUUGCUGCUCAUACAUUGACGUCAAAAUCUCUGGUAUUGGUGACAGUCAAAUUACUGGAUGAUCAACAAAUUGAAAUAAUUGUAAAUUGUGAAAAAAUGGUUAUAGGUUCAAUGUUGUUGAAUGAGAUUAAAGGAUAUUUACAAUAAUAAUUAUAAUAAUAAUAAUGAUAAAAUUAUGAGUGUGGGUGUAGCUGACAGCUGUCAAUUUUUCAAAUUUUUGAAUAAAUAAAUAAAAUGUAAGAAUAAAAAUUUUUAAAAAAUACGUGCUUAGAUAAUUGAAAAAUUAUUACGCGCAUUUUUUUAAAUUUCAUUGUUUCAAUUAAUUUAUUUAAUUAUUUAAAAGUUAUGAAUUGUCUGA